UGGUAUAAGAUAGUAGGGUUAAAUUAGGGGAAAUGGAAGGAAAGCUAGUAGAGAUAAGUCAGAUACGGAAAGGGCCAUGGAAGGCAGAGGAAGAUGAAGUGCUGAUCAACCAUGUUAAGAAAUAUGGCCCUCGAGAAUGGAGCUCCAUCCGAUCCAAAGGCCUUUUGCAAAGAACUGGCAAAUCUUGUCGUCUUCGUUGGGUUAACAAACUUAGGCCCAACUUGAAGAAUGGGUGCAAGUUUACGGCAGAGGAAGAGAGGGUGGUGAUAGAAUUGCAGGCACAGUUUGGGAACAAAUGGGCUAAAAUCGCAACGUAUUUGCCUGGAAGGACCGAUAACGACGUGAAGAAUUUUUGGAGCAGUAGGCAGAAGAGACUGGCUAGGAUAUUGCAGAAUUCAGGGACCCCCUCUUCCUCCUCCUCCUCUUCCUCUUCCAAAUCACUCAAACUUAAAAGGGAAAUCCCUGCCUUUCACGAUGUUCCUGUUUUUGAGGCUCCAAAUUUGAGUUCAUCAAUGGAGGAAAUAUCAUGCACCAUGGCUCAAUCUUGCUCAUCAUCAUCCUACCUUGAUAACACCGAGACUAUUAUUAAAGUGGAGCAAUUCCCGAAACUAGUAAAUCCCAAGUUGUACACCGAUGCGAACAUGGCGCAGCUGGAGCUGAUGUCGAUAGGGAACAACCCGUAUGCUGCUGCUGAGGCCCAACCGCAAGCUUUCUUCCCUCAGACUCCACACCCCCAACCAUACCUCACAUUAUCACUGGAAAGCCAAGACCUGUUGGCUAAAUUCGAGGAUCCUUACUUUUCACAAGUGUUUGCACCUAUGGAUGUUCCUGAACUUGACAGUGGGAACGUGGAGCAGCAGCCAUUUCUUGAACCGGUGAGAAGCGGUGGGUUCGGUGCAAGGGAAGAAGCUGAUAACCCUAUGAUCCCUGAUGCCUUCUUCGAUGAUUUCCCAGCAGACAUGUUUGAUCAAAUGGAACCGCUUCCAAAUCCAUCAACCUAAAUUCAAAGAUGAAGGAAACUUGACUUUUGUUUAACGUUUUAAACUCUUUUCUUGUAUAUUAUUGCUGUUUCAAUGAGUAGGAGGCUUUCUUUUUCUUCUUUCUA
This is a messenger RNA of Gossypium raimondii (Peruvian cotton), 1105 nucleotides long. Its product is annotated as transcription factor DUO1. NCBI's taxonomy places the organism in Eukaryota, Viridiplantae, Streptophyta, Magnoliopsida, Malvales, Malvaceae. The coding region runs from base 33 to 1001 and encodes 322 amino acids. The record is from RefSeq and is a predicted model, not a curated record. The transcript is spliced from 3 exons.